UCCAAAGAUCAAAGUUUCUAUGUUCAGUGUUGUUUGGUUACCUGUUUCUACCCAAGCUAAAUUAACACAAUGUGGCAAGCCAAUUUUUUUAUCAUAAUGUAUGCAACUCUGGGUUCAUUUUACCUAGGGAUAACUACAAAAGCAAAUAUCGCCUUUGUAAAAUCCAGUUCAGAUGGAUAUUUUGGGAAGUUAAUUUUUGAAAGUGAUUCAAAGCUGAUCUCGCAUAAAAAUAAGGAAAGUGAUAACACAAAUCCACAAGCGGUGCUUGAGGAUACUAAAGGAUACCAGUCUGAUGAACCUGCUUCAACAGCCUGGCAUGAGAUGGAAUCAAAGCUGAUGCAGUUGAAUCCCACUGUGUAUUGUGGUGGUGAUGCCAUGACUCUAAAUGUUCAAGGAAGUAUUAUGGCCAACUUCAUGAUUGAUGGAGAUGAUGGUCCAGUUCCAGUGAUGCAGAUACCUGCCAAUUGUGGAAUCUCAGUGACUCAGAGUUCCACAGAGGCUUUCCUUACUGUACCUUAUCAUGGCUGUUAUGUUACCCAACAGGAAAAUGGUCAUGUUCUACCACUGCGUUUAGGGGAAACGCCAAUGAAAAUAUCUUGCCAUAUGCCGCCAUAUGAUCCCCCUAUUGUUUUUUGCUUUGCAUCUGGGAUGGUGGCUAAAAUAGGUUGCAGGUCUGCAGAUGUUCUUAAAAUCAAGGUAAAUGGCAAAUGGGACCCAUUUAUACCAGCAAGCAGCAAAUGUGGCAUCACUACAGAAUAUGAGACUGAUGGAGUGGUGGUCACUGCACCACACCAAAGCAGCUGCUGGCAAAUUAAGGGUGGUAAAAAGUUUCUGUCCAUACAGUAUGGCAAUGAGGAAUUUGCACUUUCCUGCCUUGAUUCACAGAACCCUCAUCCAUAUGUUGUCUCGUCCACAAUUGUGCCUUAUCAUAGUUAUGAGCCUAACAUAACCCCUCCUACAGAUAAUAUAACAACCAUAAAUAUUGCAACUGCUCCAGGAGGCCUUGCCAGAAAGCUAAAACAGCCUAUGCUUUAUCCUUUUGGUAAAAUGUAUUACAGACAUUCAUGGGCAAAUCCUAGCAGAAAUCUUCUAGCAGGAACUAGUACUGUCUCAUCAAUUACUUCUAGUCCUACCCCAACUCCUGCGUCUACCAGUAAACCUAUAGAUAUGAUGUAUCCUUUCCCUCUGAUAUCUUAUCAGUUCUUCCCCAUGUCAUACAGUAAGCCUGUGCCUGAUGGAUAUCCCUGGACAUUUCCUUCAAAAUCACCAACUGUUACCCCAACAGGUGCUCAAACCGCUAAAACUCCAACAACAUCCCAAACAACAGCAUCUACUAUUAUGAGUAGAAAACCCCAACCAUCUGCAUAUCCUUUCAGUCAGAUAUAUUAUCCAAUUGGCGUCAUGCUGUACCAUCCUAGAUUCAUGCCUUAUGGCUAUCCUUGGGCUCCUUUAGAAGUACCCACUACUGCCACAACUACAACUAGUAAAACUGCAACAUCUUCUCAAACUACUACAAAAUCCAAUAUUUUGGCCAGUAAUCCCAAGUCGUAUGCAUAUCCUUUCAAGCACAAUUAUCAUCCAUUUGGUCUAAUUCAUAAUUAUCAUAAGCCCAUGCCUCAUGGAUUUCCUGCAAAGGCUCUCACUACUGUUCCAACUAAAACUGCUCCAACAACCGUAGCUGCAACAACUGCCACAACACCCUCCAUCGUAGACAGUAAUCCCCAACAGUCGGCAUAUUUUUUCAAUAAGAUGUAUUCUCCAUUUGGCCUUAUGCUGAAUCGUCGUAAGCCCAUUCCUUAUGCCUAUCCUUGGGUUUUUCCUGCAAAAACACCCACUACUACCCCAAUGGCAAAUUCUCCAACCACUACAACUGCAACAACUCUCCAAACAACUACCACAUCCACUGUGGUUUCUAGUAACUCCCAACAGCCUGUGAAUUCUUUCAGUCAGCUGUAUUAUGUAUUUGGCCCUAUGCCUUACAAUCGUAAACCCAUGACUCAUCGCCAUCAUUUGGCUUUUCCUGCAAAAGUGUCUACUAUUGUCCUAACCAAAACUGCUCCAAAAAUUGAAACAGCUGCUAAAACAGCAACAACUUCCAAAACAAAUGCCACAACCUUGAGCAGUGAUAACAAUGACCUUCAGCAGCCUUUGGAUUCUUUUAAUCAGUUGUAUUAUAAAUUUGGCCCCAUGCAUUGCUAUCAAAGGCCCUCACAUUUUCUUGGCGAUCCUUUGGCUUUUCCUGCAAAAGCCUCCAAUACUGCUCCAAAUCAACCUACUCCCACACCUAAAACUGCACUUUCUGUAGUAAGUAAAACUUCACCUGGCAUAUCACCCAUUGCUAUGUCUAGUCACCCCAAACAGUCUGCAGAUCCUUUAAAUCAGAUUCAUCAUCAAUUUGGCCCUGUGUCAUAUUAUAGUAAGCCCAACCCUUAUGGCUAUCCCUUGGUUUUUCCUGCAAAAAUACCCAAAAAUGCCCCAAGGUCUGAAACCUCAACAACUGUUGCCACUUACCCUCAACAGUCCAUGUAUUCUCAAUUUAACUCUAUGCGGUACCAGUAUAAACCUGCACAUCAUCUUGGCUAUCCUUGGGCUUUAACAGAAAAUGCACUAACAACUACUUUAACUGUUCCAACAGCGAGUGCCACAACUACUACUUCCCCUCAAAUGUAUUAUCCAUUUGUGCCCAUACAUUUUACAAAACAUCUGGCACCCUGGAUGUACUAUUAUAAGCACAAUCAACUUCAAAAAGGCCCAAAACAUGUAUACACAACCUCACCUUCUCCAGGUGCCAUUAAGCACUCAAAAUAAUCUAUAAGUCCGGCCUUUAUGUGAGUUUCACCUUCACCUUUUAACAGACAACUGCCAGCUUUAUAAAACCUUGCUACAUCAACCUCUGUUAAUUUUUUUUUUUGUACUACAAACAAGUGUUUGCUGGUUUAUGUGACACUGUGUAUUGUGUGUGUUUGUAUAUACUUCAAUUGCUGUUCAAAACACCAUUCAUCUAUCUUAUAUAGCCUUCUAUAUCUUCUAGUUUCAUAUUUGUAUUUCAAUAAAUUAAGCAAAUUAA
Messenger RNA from Silurus meridionalis, 3067 nucleotides. Its product is annotated as mucin-5AC-like. The transcript is spliced from 6 exons. NCBI's taxonomy places the organism in Eukaryota, Metazoa, Chordata, Actinopteri, Siluriformes, Siluridae. The record is from RefSeq and is a predicted model, not a curated record. The coding region runs from base 70 to 2808 and encodes 912 amino acids.